Messenger RNA from Lycium ferocissimum, 1392 nucleotides. RefSeq names its product F-box/FBD/LRR-repeat protein At1g13570-like. The coding region runs from base 1 to 1269 and encodes 422 amino acids. Gene Ontology annotation, molecular function: protein binding. Lineage: Eukaryota; Viridiplantae; Streptophyta; Magnoliopsida; Solanales; Solanaceae. The transcript has 3 exons. The record is from RefSeq and is a predicted model, not a curated record.
AUGUCUCCAUCAGACACAAGCCAAGUAUCAAUUGCUGAUGAAGAUAUAAUUAGUGACUUGCCACCGAAUGUAAUGGAUUGCAUUCUUGGGAAACUGCCUAUACGUGAAGCUAUACGAACGAGUGUUCUGUCCAAGAAGUGGAGAUUUUACUACUUAACCGUCCCACAUCUAGUGUUUGAUUACAAGUUCGGCCGAGAGCUUUGUGAGUUUCUUGCCAGGAAGAAUUGUGGUAAAUUUUCUGCAUUUGAGCUCAAGUACCAAUUUAAUGAAAUUGUCACCAAAUCUCUUAAGCUUCAUCCUGGGCGAAUAGAGAAAUUUGAAGUGAGCAUUCCUAGUUCAAAGUCAACGGAGGAUCCUGAUGGCAGUUCAGCUGUGGUUCAUGGUGUGAACAAAUGGAUGCUAUAUUUAUCUAGGAGGAGCAUUAAUAAAUUAACCUUAAUAUGCAAUAAUGAUCUAAAAUAUCGUCAUAAGUUACCUCCUUAUUUCUUUUCUUGUCCAGAGUUAACAUUCUUGAAGCUCAAGAAUUUUGUUCUCUCGCCUCCACUAGAAUUUAAAGGCUUUCUAAAUCUUUACCGAUUACACCUUAUUGGGGUUGACUUUGCAAACAGCUGUUUUGAAAGUUUUCUUUCCAGCUGCCCCGUUCUUAAAAGGCUAAACUUGCAUCAUUGCUCUGGCAUUCAACAUUUUAAUAUCAGCAGUACUAAUCUUAAGAGGUUGUUCAUCGAGGCUGAUGAUAAGUUAAAAUCAAUCUCCUUAGAGAAGGCUCCUAACUUGUCUGAAGUUUCCGUUUAUCUUAAGAGAGUUGUAAUUGGUCCGGAAGGCAAUCAUGUCUCUGAUUUGGUUAUGUUUGUGGGUAGCUUACCUAAUGUCAAAUUACUUCGUCUUGAUGGAAAGUGUCUUCAGCUCCUAGCUGAACCUCCAGUUCUGACUUUGAUAUCAAGAUCAUUAUACUCUCUAAAGAUUCUUGAACUCAAAAGUUUAAACUUUAUGGACUUCGAUCAAAUAUCUGUUGUUGUCUGCUUGCUGAGAAGUGCUCCGAAUUUGCAAGAACUUUAUAUUGAGGCUUCUACUAUCAAGCUAAACCAGGAACAAGUCUCUAGUUAUCUAAAACUCCUGGAUUGCACAGAUUUUCCACUUAGGAAUCUUCAUCUGGUUAAAUUAACGAGAAUCUCAUGUUUCGAUCCUGAGCUUCAGUUUAUCGCGUUCCUUCACCGUAGCAUGCCAUCAUCCGUGACAAUGAUCAUCCAAACCUUGAAGCAGGAGAGGUAAGAAGUUAAGCUGCUUCAGUAAAACAUAAGUAUCGUAGUGUUAGUUUCAGGGAAUUGGCAAUUGUAAGAGAAUUAUAUACUAUAACUUUUUAAGUAUUAAUCCUACUGCCUGACUUGGAUUGGU